This is a messenger RNA of Closterium sp. Yama58-4, 519 nucleotides long. NCBI's taxonomy places the organism in Eukaryota, Viridiplantae, Streptophyta, Zygnematophyceae, Desmidiales, Closteriaceae. The record is from the annotation of a GenBank genome assembly.
AUGGCUGCAGUCUCUGCAUUCCGCGUCGCCGCGUCCUUGCGGCCACCAUCGACAGCUGCCGCGCCGUCUACUUUAUCGUCCGCCAAGUCCGCAUCGUUCGGCUGCGCGUCGUCGCUCUGCCCAUGCACUCCCGUAUCAGCUUCCCGCGCCGCCAAGGGAAGGCAGGCCGUCGUGACUCCGCGUGCUGACCUGGACAGCGACACGCUCGUGGGGAUCGGCGUGGGGCUGGCGGGUAUCGCGGUGGGCAUCGGCAUUCCCGUUUUCUACGAAAUUGCCGUCAAGGGAUCGGAGAAGCGGGAGAACGACCAACCAUGCUUCCCUUGCAAAGGCACCGGCGCUCAGUCGUGCCGGUUCUGUCAGGGCACGGGGGUGGUGGUGGUGGAGCUGGGCGGCGGUGAGAGGGAGGAGUCGGAGUGCAUCAACUGCCAGGGCAAGGGCGCCAUCACCUGCACCACCUGCCAGGGCACCGGCGUGCAGCCCAGAUACCUCGACCGCAGGGAGUUCAAGGAUGAUGACUAA